Neospora caninum is the source of this 2031-nucleotide messenger RNA. RefSeq lists its product as hypothetical. The transcript has a single exon. The record is from RefSeq and is a predicted model, not a curated record. The coding region runs from base 1 to 2031 and encodes 676 amino acids. Lineage: Eukaryota; Apicomplexa; Conoidasida; Eucoccidiorida; Sarcocystidae. Gene Ontology annotation, molecular function: protein heterodimerization activity.
AUGGAAAUGCCUCCUGUAUCCGCCCCUCCCGCGGAGGCGGCCCUGUCCCACCAGGGUGCGCUCGCGGGCUCGGUUUCCGCAGCCAGCGUGGGGGCUCCUGAGCACUCCUCUUCGGAUUGUGCCUCAGCGCCUCCUGCAGUUUCAGGUUCUUCCCACGUGUCUCCGUCUGCCUCCGCGGCGUCAACGCCGAAUGACUCGUCGCAAGAUGCCUCGGCGCCGGCUUUGCCUGAGGGCGGCCCUGGGGCGUCUGUUUCAGAAGCGCCGGGGCUCGACUCCCUGACCCCUGGGCGUGCGCCGCCUCCGCUCUCAGCUGCCGGCUACGUCAUGACGGGGCCUCUCCCAGGGUUGCCUCGGCCACGAACAGAGACAGUGGUGCUCGACCCGUCGUCAGCUGUCCCUCCGUUGACUGUGGGGAGUGCAGCAAGUGGACUUCAGUCCUCGACUCCACUGGCCGUCGAGGGGGCCCGCGCUGCGGCGGGGACUGGAGCGAGUGGAAGAGGUUCUUGGCCCUCAGGCGCCGGGUGCGCGCCUCAACGGACGCUCGUAACAGUCCCGAGUGUAUGUGGGAGUCGCCAACGGUUCAUGCAUGCGUUGUUGCAACGCAGUGCGGCCUGGAUGAUGUUCAGCAAAGGCGUUCAGAGCGUGGAGCCGCAGUGCCUCGAGUACGUCUCGUCUUGGCUAGCGUACCGCAUCGGAGCCAUUGGCCGCCAAGCCAAGAUCUACGCGAACAUCAGGGGGACCAGCGUGGCGAACUACUUCGAUGUGAAGCAGGCGCUGUUCGAUGUCAGUCCCUCCUCGUACGCGGCUCUCUUCCGCACCACGGGGAUCGCUCCAGUCGCAGGCACGCAGCCGAAGGAAGUCCUUUUGGGCGCAGAUGGCCGAGGCCGACGUGCGCGGCAGGCCCUCGCGAGCAGAGGCGGCGAGAGGGGCGCAUGCAUGCCCCUGCUGGAAACGGCCGAGGAAGAACCGGUGGUGACCACAGACGACACGUGGAUGUACCGCCGUCUGUUGGGCGAGCCGGUAGACCCCAUCGGCGCGGAAGAGCCCGGCGCGGUCGGUGUCCCCGCGCUCGCUUCGGGCUCCACCGCCCUCGAUGCCCCCCACGACCCGCAGGGCCCUGUGGGGCGGGGAGACGACGCGUUGCGAGGGCUGGGAGGCCAGUCCCAACGAGGAGUGCCUCUCGGACCUGGCGCCCACGGGAUCGGGCUCUUUCCCGGGACGGCUUCGCCUCCUGACGCAGCUGUCGGCGCUUCGGGCGCAGGCCCCGGCCUGGUCCCUGGAGGCCCUCACGCCCCUGCGGGGCCCGAUCUGUCGGGUUCGGGCUCCCCCGCGGUCGGGCCCGCAGCGGGGAGCGGCGCGGCCCUUCCAGGCGCGUCGUACCCGGACGGCGCGCCGUCCCGGGGGCUGGGCGGCGCCGGGGGACCUGGCGGCAAGGUGGGGCCGAGCCGGAGCGCAGAGCCGCCGCUGCAUGUGCCGCCUUGGUUCCCUCAGUUCCCUCCCGCCCACCUGUGGACAUGCACGCCGACGCCGAGUCCCCCUGCUUCGGAUGGCGCCUCGUUAGACUUCAAGAGGCAGUGCGCGAAAAUGGAGUUGCAGCUGCAUUUGCCGCAGCUCCAGCUUCCGCAAAUGCCGCCUUCGAGGUGGGACGAGGCGAGCGGGGAAUGGCGAGAACUCGGCGAGGACGAAGCAGCCGCUGAGGCUGGCGGGGGGGCCGAAGACUCCUGUAGACCGGGAAUGAAGAGGAGACGAGGCAAAGAAGAUGGGGAGACUGCGGAUCUCACGCUGUGGGGACUUCCACGAGGUGAGGUAAGCAGAAGGGCCCUGUCUCUGGAAGCCGACGACGCGGUCGAUAAGGAAGAUGCCGACGCUGGCGCGGCCGGGGACGAAGAGCGCGGCGAAUCGCGGAGGGAGAAGGGGAACGAGUUCGGAAAGGGAAAGAGAAGAAGAAGGCAGGACGAAGUCAUAGAGAGAGAGGUGGUGGCCGACACUGCGCAAGACGGACACCAAGGGAAUCUCCUUCUCAGCUGGUGA